GGUUUGUUCUCAUUUUCUGUAGUUAUGAAGUGCAAUAGUCUUACAAUUAUUAGAUCAAAAUUAACGUAAUUUUCACAUUAUAUUUCUGUAACGUUACAAAGUUGCUCCAAUUUGACGGCGCUGUGACCCUGCGGAACCAAGCGGACCUGCUGACAACGAGUGACGACAUGCUAACGAGUUAGCAGGGUAGCUAUCGCUAUCUUGUGUGUGCGCGGUGGAGGUGGUUUAUAUAUGAUAUAGAAUAAUACUCUAGAAAAUAUCCCAUUGUAUUUUAGGUAAGCCACCCAAGUAAUUAAAUUAUGCCCAGCAAAAAGAAGAAAUACAACGCCAGAUUCCCUCCGGCAAGGAUUAAGAAGAUUAUGCAGACAGAUGAAGAAAUAGGCAAAGUGGCUGCAGCAGUACCUGUUAUCAUUUCGAGAGCCCUGGAGCUUUUUUUGGAAUCAUUGCUUACAAAGGCCUGUCAUGUCACCCAGUCUAGGAAUGCAAAGACAAUGACAACAUCGCAUCUAAAGCAGUGUAUUGAGCUGGAGCAACAGUUUGAUUUCUUAAAGGACCUGGUGGCAACGGUGCCGGACAUGCAGGGCGAGGGGGAAGAGAACCACACUGAGGGGGGAGGAGAAAAAGUCCCACGCAGGGGUAGAAAACCAGGGUCUGGCCGCAAGAAUGGGGGGGCUGGCUCCAAAGGCAAGGACAAGAAGUUGUCUGGCACAGAAUCAGAGCAAGAGGAUGACUCUGAAGACAGCGAGACAGACGGGGACGAGGAGGACGGCUCUCAGUCAAGCACAAAUCAGCAGGCUGCAUCCAGGUUUCACAGCUCAAACGCGCCCCCCCAGUACAUGCACAUGGGCAGCAUGGCUCCCGCACAGCCCCAGGGCGGCAUGGCCUUCGCCCCCCACCCCUCCAUGAUUAGCGUCGCACCACCUCCCCCCGCCCCCGAGCCGCACCGAAACGAGGACGACGACGACGAAGACUAUGACUCCUAGCUCCCUCCUCCUCCGCCACUCACACACACACACACACACACACACACACACACACACACACACAUACACUCUUUCAACAUUAUUUUCGGUUUCUUGAGUUGUUGUCGCUGCAGCUGCUCUGAGCAGAGGAGGGAAAGACUCUUCGGCGCAGCCUUCUGGCAGCAAAGCCCUGGAAGACACACCGCCGCAGGACACAGAAAACUGGUUGUAUAUUACAUGUUUUUUUUUUUCUUUGUUUUUUUUUUUUUAAGGUUUUAUUUUUAUUGUAGAGAAGAAUCCAAGAAGGAUGUUUUUUAAAAAGUCAGUCGUUUUAUUUUGACUAUUAAAAAUGGCAGUCGUCGCUGUGUAUUGCCAUGAGCUCCCGCAGACAGGAUAGGUGUGGUUUGUGUUGCCUUGUAGCUUUUUCUUUUGGCACUUUUCUUUACUUCCUCAAUCCUCUGUAGUAGAAAUUAUGAAGUGAACCAAUUAGUCACUCAAUGUUGGCUGUGGAAAAAAAAAAAUCUAUAAGUGGUAGUUAAAGCCUUAUUAUAGCCUUUGAUGCUCAUACACAGGCAAAAAAAACAACAACUGAUGAGCUCAGGGCAACAGAAAAGUAUUUGGAAGGUGAUCAGCACUUGUGGAAGGGAAAGGAGGUCAUUGUCUCACCCAUGAAGUGUUUUAUUACUAUGUUAUUGAUUGGCUAUGAAAUACUGCUGUUAAGAUGUGAGCCCUACUUCCCGGCUUUGUCACAACUUGCUCAUCAGUCCAAUUGUCAGGCUGUAACAUAAACAAGGAAGCAGGUGUAUUUUUACUAUAGGUUAGCCAGCCACAGCUUUUUUGAAUUAUUUCUAUUUUUAAUUCACGUUUUUAUCAAGAGAACUAUGAAAAAGUCAACCAUAUCAGCAGGUUAACGAUUAGUUUUUUUUUGUUGUUGUUGUUUUUCACGCUGUCAGAGGUUAGGCGCACUGGCAGUUGGACCUUGGACGUUAUUUUAUUUUGAUUUACGACCAUUAAAUUUCCCCUGAAUUGCCAAUCAGAAGAAUACUGUGACUCUUGGACCAUAACUUUGUUUUUAAAGUUGUUUAUCUCCUUUGUCCUCUCGUUUCGAUUCUGGCCACCCCUCCAAUUUUGAGCAACUUUCUCCUUUAUCUUUAACACCCCCCUUCCCCCCCCUUUUAGAUUGUUUUAAAUGUAUCCAAUUCAAAACAGAGAUGGGGCUCCCAUUUAUGUGUCAGUCUUAGUAUGAAAUGUUUCCAAAUGGGCAGUUGAAGUUGACACUGUAUUGUAAACUUUUAACAUUCUUUUUAUUUUGUAUGGGUGAAAUAAAGUUCAUAUUUCAAU
Molecule: messenger RNA, 2303 nt
Organism: Sander lucioperca (pikeperch)
Lineage: Eukaryota; Metazoa; Chordata; Actinopteri; Perciformes; Percidae
Gene: drap1
Product: DR1-associated protein 1 (negative cofactor 2 alpha)
Exons: 7
Coding region: 300-983 (227 amino acids)
Biological process (GO): transcription by RNA polymerase II; negative regulation of transcription by RNA polymerase II; positive regulation of transcription by RNA polymerase II
Cellular component (GO): negative cofactor 2 complex; nucleus
Molecular function (GO): core promoter sequence-specific DNA binding; transcription coactivator activity; RNA polymerase II general transcription initiation factor activity
Source: RefSeq, a predicted model, not a curated record